AGCGUGCUGGAGGCUGGACUGCAGAAUGAAAGUUGUUGAGAAGGAAAGAGGAGCAUACUGACCUGACUUUACUCUGAGCUGAUCGCAUCUGCUCUACACCACCGGCCAGUCUCAAGCGCCUGCUCUUUUAGACUCCUAACACCACGGAUCUGAACACAGCCCGAGCAGAGGAAAAGAUGAAGUAAAGCAGGACUGUACAUGGACAUGUACUGUAUACAGGUGGAGAGUGUGCAAGACCCUGCUCAUGGAUGAGGAUGAGGAUGAUGUGUUUGGGCCUGUGUCACAGUGCUGGCCUUCCUCAAACAGGGAGAUAAAGCAGGAGGACCACAGCACGCAGACCCCAGGGAGCCCCACGGCACGGCUGAAUGGCAUGCUGCCCUGCGGUGUGGCCGAGGAGCCCAGACGCCUCUUCUAUGGUAGUGCAGGAUUGCUAUUGCUGACGCCGUCUGCCCGUUCCAAUCGCGCCAUGUUUCCUGAGAAUCAGCCUCGCCGACGGCCUGCGCACAGCGUGGAGGCUCAGAUCGGCCAGAAACUCCAGAUGAUUGGCGACCAGUUCUAUCAAGAGCACAUGCUGCAACACCGAAACCAAAGGAACCAGUGGCCGUUUUGGUUGCGUUUGGCCUCAGCGCUGUACGCUCUCCUGUUCGAUGGCGAGCCAGCGGUUCACAGGAGGAGACAGGAGGAUCGCAGGUGAGAUGGCCACCGUGACAAGAUCCGCUGCCUCUGCUUAAUGGCACUGUUCGACUUUCGACACGGGUUUUUAGGGGGAGAAAACGAGAAGGAAGACGAUCUCUGCGGGACGGGGACCUCCUUUUUUCUCCUCAAGAAGAUGCCAUGGUGUUCACGAGAUUAUUUUCAUAUAAGACUUUGACGUUGAGGUAUUUUGUACAAUAUUGUCUGUCUUCGAAUUUUGCUUGCACUUCCGUAUGUGUACAUUUUGAACAACUUCCGUCCUGGGAAUGCCUUAUCUCCAGCCACUGCAGAAAGACUGUUGAAUACUGAAUGUGGACUGAAGAAGAGAAGGUGGUGGUUUGGAAGGUUUUUUUUUUUCUUCUUCUUCUCCCUAAAAUCAUCCAGGACACCAAUCAGCCUGACUAAUCUCCAAAGAGUUUUGCACCUCAGUAUGUCUGCUUCUGUAGUUCUGUCGUGUUUUUUUCCCCCGCAGCAAUUAGCAGGAAUAGGAAGUAGACAGGCCUCUACUACUUGAAUUUGGUGUGUCUCACUGAUGAGCUUGUCAAUAAUCAAUAAGCGAGAUCACCAAAUAGUUAGAUGCCUAGAGGCAACAAGUGUCAUCGUCUUGAUUUAAGCCAGAAGAACAAGAGUGCAGUGCCUAUUAUGAUACAAAUGUUUUUUUUUUUUUUUUUUUUGAACUCAAACCACCUUCCUCAAAUUUUUAGUGAAGGUUUCAGUAACCCUGAUUGCUUAUAUGCCUGUUUUUUUUUUUUUUCACUGUCAAAGGAAAUUCACUGUGGGUAUUAAUCUGAAAGUUUAACACCAAAAAAACCUCAGUACUGAUUCUCACCACAUGUGUUCAGGUUGAUUUAAAGAAAAAAAAACAUCACUGGUUUUCUACUGAACGUUUUAUGUACCACUGGUCCUCUUGGUUGGCUGUUGAACAUCAUUGUGGCCACUCGUUUUCUCAACCACAGAGCAAUACUGUGUCUGUGAUGUGACUGCAUUUCUCCUCUCAGGAUACUCGGGUGUUUUUGUCUUACAGAAUUUCAAGUUGUAUUUGUGCUUUUUAUACCUUCCAAAUGAAGUGUGUUUCAGUGGUGGAAAUGUUUUUUUUUUUAAAUAACCACUACUUUUGCCUAUUUUAGAUAAGGACGCUCUUCUGUAAAUUGUUAGUAAGACUGUAACUGCCUUGUUUUAAGACACUGAUGGAUUCUUAUUGCUGUUUUUUUUGCUUGUAGAGCUUUUUUAAUUUUAUUUUUUUAAAGGAGUGAUGUAUAUUUUGUGAGACUCGGUUUUCACAUUGUCCAACCUUAACAGAUUUUUCUUGUUACACACAUAAAUAUAGUAGAUACAUUUAUACCAGAAAGUGCAUGUUAUUGUUGGAUGUGAUAUGAAGGACCUAGGAUGGUUUCAUUUUAGAACAUUAAAAAAGCUCUAAGAUUGAAACUCUGAUAACCGGUUAGAGUCUGUGUUAAAAUCUAAUCUAGAAUUUGCCUUAUUGAUUUGCAUAUGUACUAAUUUCAUAAAAAUUAUUGGCUUAACUGUAUUAACUGUGGUCCUACGAUUACACAGGUACACAGGCAUGGUACAAAACAUCUCAAGUUCUCAUCACUGAACAGUGUUGCCAGCUGUGUGUGUGUGUGUGUGUGUGUGUGUGUGUGUGUGUGUUUUUGUGUGUGAGUGAGUGUGGGGCACAGGCUACUUUUCAAGCAUGGUGAAUGUCCAAAGAAAUGCUGACCGUUUGUUUCCUGCAGAUCGCGAACGCUGAGCCAGUGACUGUAGCCUCACAACUCAGUAGCUACCUUUCUCACAUCGCCUAGUCUCCAUCCAUAUACGUUCACUCCUUUAACCUUUUUGGUAUGCUGAUUUUCUUUCUUUAAUUUGUAAUUUAUAUAUUUUUGUCCUUUUUUAUUUAUUUCUUUGUAUAUUGAUCCAUUGCUACUGUAUAGGUUGUGUGCAAUUUCUUUUCUGUGUGUUUCUUGCCACUUUUGUUUUGGUCUUGGAUGUGUCUGUGUUUCAUCUUCUUCCUCACCCUGUGGAUUAAGGAGGUGAGAGGUUAGCCAUUUUUUGGAUCUUGUUUCAUGGUGAUAACUUCCUGAAUUACUUUUAACAUUACUUUAAGGUUAUGAAAAGUGAACCAUGGAUAAAUUAUGAUCAUUGUAGUCCUACAAGACUUUAUUAUUCAGAUUGGAGCGAUUAUGUUAUGAACUAUGAAGGGAGAUGGAUUUUUAGUCCAGUCAUUGUUCUGAAGAACUCUCUUGUCCUCAAAUCUUGGUUCCCUCUGAAGAACAUGAAUGGUAAUGACAACAAUGGGAAGGAAAUGUAACAUUACUGAAUCUAUUUAUCAGACUGAAGGAAUCCAACAGCAGUGAAGGAUUGUGAAGUUACCACUUCCAGAUAGGUGACAAAUUAAAGGUAAAGAAAAUAGAGGCUCUGUUAUGCUCUGGGGGGCAUUUUGCUGGCCACUUGUCCCCUUAGAGGGAAGGAUCACUGCUAUAUAUACACAGUAUAUAAAUACAAAUAAGGUGCAUUGAUGCUGUUCUGGUGGUUUGUGGUGGCCCAACACCUUUAAUUUUUCACCUGUCUACCUUAUAUUGCAGUAAAUAUCAUUGAAACCUAUAUUUUUAGAAUCCUUUGAAACAUUGCAUAUACAUAAACAUGAUUAUUAGACAGAAAAGUCCCUGAAGAAAUGCUUUGCCCAUAAUACAGCAGUGAAUGAAAGCUUGUGGUCAUCAUUCUCACUGACCUCAUUUCCAUGAUGCUCACUGUCUCCUACCAGGUUUCGUUCAACUUUUUUCACUAUAAUAUUACAUCUGUAAAUAUUUCUCAAAAACAGGGUAGGAAAGAUUGAUCAAGACACUGGGCCAUGUUAAUGAGUUAGCUCUCUAUCUUCACUGUAUCCACUAGUUUUAGAUUUAUAUGCACUGGAAAAUAUUUUGUAAUAUUUUUGUCCAAUCUUGUAGGAUUUUUUUUUUUUUUUUUUUUAAAUAAAUAUUCCAGUGUUCUACUAUGUAGCCUCUCCUGGCUUUCUCCAAAUAUACUUCAGGUGACAGGCACAAGUAACAACAUGUAUUUUUCCUUUUACUCAAAGGAUUGCAAGCACACCAUGGUGUCCAGUAUUAGUUUGAUGAAGUGGUUUGUACAGAGGAAGAACGAGGAGCUGAGGUCUCGCCACCAAUUUCAGCUGUUCAGAGACAUUCAAGGUUUAUGAGAACCUUGACCAGGCCUAUCUUUGACAGAAACCAACAGUAUCAUGAAAAGUAUUUUGGUCUCCAAAAUUUUGGUUUCCAAUUUCCAAAAUUAGGUGUACUGAUGUUUGAGGUAUUAUACUUGCUUAAACCACAGAAUAAAUAUUUUUAUCAAUUGGCAUUUGUAAUGGACUACACUGUGUUUUUUUAAUUGCCAGAAACCUGUUAUUAAAUCAGUUAUUGUAAAGUUUUACGAUUAUAGAGAUGUCUAAAAGCCUUUUAGUUCAAAAGUAAAAAAAAAAAAAAAAAAAAAAAAAA
This is a messenger RNA of Pangasianodon hypophthalmus (striped catfish), 4181 nucleotides long. RefSeq names its product BCL2 modifying factor 1 (gene bmf1). The record is from RefSeq and is a predicted model, not a curated record. The transcript is spliced from 5 exons. Gene Ontology annotation, cellular component: myosin complex. Bases 245 to 694 code for a protein of 149 amino acids. Gene Ontology annotation, biological process: apoptotic process; negative regulation of autophagy; positive regulation of apoptotic process. Lineage: Eukaryota; Metazoa; Chordata; Actinopteri; Siluriformes; Pangasiidae.